This is a messenger RNA of Porites lobata, 13184 nucleotides long. NCBI's taxonomy places the organism in Eukaryota, Metazoa, Cnidaria, Anthozoa, Scleractinia, Poritidae. The record is from the annotation of a GenBank genome assembly.
GUGGUUUUGUGAUAACUGCACUUAUCAGGAAGCCAUUGCACACACGUCACCAGCAGCAGUAAAUAUUUUGUCAUCCUCAUCAGGUACGAUUUCUUGCUACAGGUAUUCCUUAGCCUAAACUUAGCCUCUUAAGCUUAAGUGUGGGUUUGGUUUUUUUUUUUGGCAUUGGCUUUUGUGCCAGGAGAUAAUUAUGAUUACUUUCUCAAGCUCAUUGACGUGUAAUGUGCGCUAUCUCGUCUCACAUCUUAGCUGCUCACCCUGAAAAAGAGAGCUCCCUAACAACGUAACAUAACUUAUCACAUGCAGUUUGUGCAUCAUUGUGGUUAUCGUUUACUUGUUAUUCUUACCUCAUUCAACAAUCCGCUAUUUGGUAAACUUUUCAACAGAUAUCCAGUGACAUUAUCAUUCUACGAAUUAUAACACUUUUAACCUCUGGUGAAUUAGGGCCAAAUUUAUGCCCACUGUGAUCUGGCUCGUUAAAAUAAGCGGCCAAAAAGCUUGUAGGAUCAUCCAGCUCUAACAUUGUACAUAAAUAAUCUAUUCGUUUCUCGAAGGAAAGUGACCGAUAAUAGGAUAAAUAGUGUGUAGGGUACUGGCCUUCUAUUUUCACUUCUGAACCAGGCCAAAACACAACAGCACUUUUCUUAAAAGCUUAUUGAUUCGUGAUCCACACCGGUUCUCCGUUCCACCAUUUUGAAUCCAAGUAAUGCUUUGACACCGCAUCUAAGUAGAAAGUAUCGUUGAAAACAGGAUCGAAAAACGUAUUUGCUACGAUCCCGUGGCUUUCCUCAUAGAGUCCUGUAACUAACGUGAAAUGAUUCGGGAAUGUCUUGGUAACAAAGGUAUUGAUAAGGUGUUUCGCUUUGAUGCCAUUACUUGCGAUAAAAUUCAAAUUCGGAGUAUGAACUUUCGCCAUGUAGUCCCACCGGAAACCAUCGUACGAGACCAAAAUUACAGUGGGUUGUGUCAGAACGAUUCUCUUAUUAAUCGAGGCGAUGGCGUUACGAUUAGGAAGAAAUAAGAAUAAUAUCAACAUGUGCAAUCGGUCUAGCCUCAUAAUGAAAAAGUUUUGGAACGGCACGAAAGGCACUGCAAUUUCUCGUUUUCCAAUAACGGGAAGACCCUGGAGACGAGUUCCAAACCGUGAACUUGCUCUGGAAAGCUGACGUCACUUACGUGUUACCUGUGUGUUACCUAAUACUUUUAUACCUAUGGUUACCUAUCGACUUAUGGACAGGAUAUUUAGAUCAAUUUACAUACGGUACUUCUAAUAGUUCAGUAAGUUCAGUCCGCAAGAAGAAUUUUUUUCCCUUAUAUUCGAAGAUUUGCAAGUAUGAGUUCCCAAAGCGUUCCUUGUAUCUCUACUGGGACAACUUUAAACAAUCGGUAGGUUUACAAGGCUUUUACCAGUUUUAUUAGUUAGCCGAACGUGCAGCAUAAAUAUUGCCACGGCGGAUUAUAUUCUAGUGUUAGUUUUAGUUGUGUUUAGUCUUGACAAAGAGAUUCUGAAAUGGCUUUCCAUUUGCCCAAAAUAUUCUCGCAAGUUGCCCAAAUCAUUUUUUUACGACCGAAAAAAAUUCAAAAACAAAAACAUCGCCCCAAAAUGAGGAAAAUGUUUUCCUUCUUAUUCGAAUGACUCAAGAAGACGGCCAAGUAGAGAAACUACAGGUUGGGUAGCUUAAUUCAGGUGGAAAGUGGAAAAGUACACUUGAGUGAGUGUACCAAGCUUAGUGUCGAUGAAAGACUGGUUGCUCCAGAUCCGGACAUGCUCGGCUACAGAACUUUCGUAGUGAUUUAAAGCGUUGGGUCACGGUGAAAAAAGUUUAGCGUCUCGUAAGCUCUUGUAAUCUCUCGGUGCGAGUAGACCUGAAACCUGGAAUGAAUAUUCCAGCACAAAUGCCCUCCUUAUAUACUGUGAAAACGAGCGAACAAUAGUUCGUAAUUUGAAAGUGUAAGAACAAAUUCUGGACAAAAAAUACAAAGAAUAUAGCACAUACUCAGCAUACUUGCUAUGCCCCGUCCUAAAACGAAGGAAAAUUCAUUUCCUGUUCCUAGAGCGACCGCGCGCCCUUUAAAAGUUGGCGCCAAAAUUUAUACACAUAUUCAUUGUAACCGGUCCUAGAGAAAAAUAAUCGGUCAUAUUAUCGGUUGAAUUUUUAAGGUUUAUUUUUUAAAUUAUCUACCACUAAGCAUGCUAAAUAAAAUGAACAUUUAAAGUUAAUUUUGAGCAAAAAUUGGGGUAAGGGAUCCCUUUCGCCUUAGCUAAGCUGAGAAUAUAUAAAAAAAUACCAAGUCAAUGUUGACAAGCAACCAGUGACAGCAAAAUAUUCACUUAAAAGACGCAAAAAGAAGAUAGCAAGAACUUAAAUUAAGGAAUCGCUUAAAAUAGUGAUAAAAUAAGAUUUUGCAAUUUGUCUGGCUCAGUUUAAUUUACAGAGAUAUAUGUCACAACAGCAUGAUAAACUGCUGUUUACGUGCAAACCAAUAUGAAUUCCCUAGUUUACAAAAAUACGAAUCAAAAUUCGUAGAUAGACAUGUUACGGUUUUCACUCAAGUAAGCUGCACAAACUGUUUUCGUGUGAUUCAAACACAAAGAGAACAUUACAAGUACUGAGCCAUGUAUCGGGCGCGAGAAGUAACACUAGUUAAUAACGUUGAAAAGAUCGUUCGCCUCCCCAUAAUAAGUUAAUAAAAAGACCAAUGAGUGGUUAACAAAAAGAUAUUGUAUUUUAGAAUGAAAAUGUGAUAAAAUGAAACCAAGUUCAGUGGUGCAGAGUAAAAUACAUGAUCAAUUAAAGAUACUUUUAUUCUCUUUUAAGAGAUGCUGAAUUAAGGAAACUACAUCUCCGCUUCCAAGAAUGGUGUUCUGUUCAAGCUAACUGAUUUUAAGUGUGUGCUGAAAGAGAUCUAAAGAAAACAGUUCAAGUCUGUAUAAAAUUGAAGUUAACUUUACCUUGAACGUUCUUUGUCUACAUGUAUUUCAAAGCAUAACUUUCGUAAUUUCUUUCAGGUGGAUCGGUUAAUGUGCAAAAACUCCAAAUAUCAGUCCAUAUCAUCUAAAUGUAGACUACUGAUUAAUAAUUUUCCUUUGCUUCAUGUUUUGCUUAACGCACCCGCGCUAGUAGCGUUUUUAAUUCAAGUUCAACUGAUGUAACUUCAAAAUGGACAGAUGCAAGUUAUUUUCCACUAAACUGAUAGGUUCUGUUUUGUGACGAAGCAGAUGCACACAACUCGGUUUCUCACUGUUUUCACUUUAUAAUAUUAAAAUGCUCAUCUAUUCCGUGCCAUGUUGGGUAAUAUCUUGGCCCGAUAAAUUACACCAUUAGUUUCCUUCGCCUGCGGAAAUCCAAGGAUGACCAACAGAAAUUUUACAGCUUUGAACAGAUCGAUGGCGGAAGUUAAGUGUCGCUCUGAACCUGGUCUAAAAGACAUCAGGACAUUCUGCCAUGGAACCCGCUUUCGUUUCUCAUACAAAAUAUUAAAAACGUCGUCUGUCGAUUCUCUUUAGUUUCCCAGUGAACUCCAUUAACUGUACAACUACGUUUUAAUUUCAAAGAAUCCCGUUUGUAGUUUAGCAUUUUUGUUCUUGAAAUAGAAUGUAUUAAUUCUGAUUAUGUAUUUCUGUUACCAAUCAGAGAACGCUUAUAUCUUCUACGUCAUUGUUUUUGACAAGCAGGUCACGCUAUACUCUCGUUUGUUUGUUUUUUUCUUCUGAUGAGUGAUGAGCGCCCUGAGUGCAUUGUGAACUGACUCAAGAAUCCGUCUUUGAUUUUUUAUUAUCAGAUUGUUAUUUAUUCACGCAUUCACUUUGUAUAGAGCACUCCUGCAACUAAUCGAAGCAACAAAUAUUGCACGAUGUUCAUGGACAGCGGGAGGGAGGCAAAGCACGAAAAGCGAGAGACCCUCGGGCACUAGCGUGCUACGGUUUGUUGACGGAAAGGGUCAUGUGGUACCCUGCGAGCAGAGGCCGAUCGAUCUUCCUAUAUAAGACUUAUCUAGGAAGAUCGAAGGGCUUCUGCUAGCAGGGUAGUCAUAUGGACACUUCAGCCCGGUUACCGGGAUGAAAGCGGGAUGAACUGGCGGUCCGGAUGGCGUCGUCUUGCAUUUUCUUCAUCAUAAGCAUGCCGGAAGAAAACCCCAAGUGCGGCGAUGUGAUUGGUAAUCCUACUAAGGAAUCACAUGCCCUUGGUUCACAUGAAAUCACAUGCCCUUGGUUCAAAGACUUAAAUGACAAAGCAACAAAGCGGAAGAGCGCUUUCCAGUUCAAAAGGAAAUGCGCUAGGUUCCGAGCGCGUAGCGCCCUCCGGCCGGAAGCUCUGUGUCUUGCUUGAUUGGUUAGCGAGGUAAGCUAUGUCCAAUUAGGGCAAAGGCAAUUUAAAUAUUCUUGUGGACACUAUUUGGAAAACUUCAGGAAAGUGUGCCAGCUCUGGAAGAAAGGGAGAAAAGGAAAAGGCUAUAGUUUUGGCUUUGCUUUUACGACACAGUAGAGGAUUUGCAAGUAUGAGUUUUCAAAGUACCCCGGUUUGUACCGCUAGCGGGACAAGAAGUAACAAUCGGUAGGUUUAUUACGUUUUUAACAUUUAACAGAACGUGGUUCCAAAACGCUUCGCCGGCAAAGAAACUCUCAACGCUUAUUAAUUUUGUUGUUUUGCAUUGGGUUUCGUCUUUAAAGUGCAAAACCUAGAGAUUCAGAAAGAUUUUGCUUAAAAAUUCUACUGAAUAUGUAAUUGGCCCCUGUUAAAUUUUGACUACAAUGAUAAAUUGUAGUUGUUAUUAUAUCAUGAUCGUGCGGACUAAAGGAAAUCAGUUGUCAGCAGUUGGGUCGUGCAUCCCCUAACUCAAAGCGUCGGGCGAGCACUCUAACUCUGAUCUGACGUGUAGAUAGACGAUACUCACUGUUUACUAGACUAAUAUGCGAAACACGUCUUACAUAUUGUCGAAAGCAUAGUUUAUGGUCAGAAAUGUAACAGAAGAGGCAAAAACGUUGUCCACGCAUGUAGCUGGGAAAUCAGGAAUACACCGACUACACACCGGGCGAGUGCGGAACGAAGUAAUAGCAUCAGAAUAAACUUAAUUUCGACCUUUUGUAGGCAAUAAGGCUUACGUUCACUUCUAUCAUCGCCCCAUGUAAGGGAAUCCGGAUUCCGGAAUCUGGGAAAUUUUUGCCUGUAGAAUCCCGAAUCAUAGAAAAUUUUGCUUGUGGAAUCCGGAAUCCUGAGCCGGAAUACAGCUGUAGGAAUCCAGAAUCUAACUAACAAUUGGAAUCCGGAAUCCAAGGUCCACUGAAAAAGAUUUCGAAUCCAGUAGUGAGAAUCCGGAAUCCAUGGCGUGGAAUCCAGAAACCAAGACUGUCUUGGCCCUUAAUAAAUGGGGUGGGUGGAGGUGUGUUGGAGGUGUGUCUGUCAAUCAGCCAAUCAGAAGCUAUACAACGAAGUAUGUCAUCUUUAAUAUUUAAAUCAUUUUCGAGGUAUCCAUUUCAUCUCGCUCCACAUUAGCUGAUCGUCGAAACACUUAGGAAAAAAUGCUAAUUUUCAGUUUUUCUUCGUUCACGACACACAACAACACAAAACUAGCAGAAGUUUUGGAAGUAUGAGUACUCAGCUAACUGGAACAGCGAUUUACACCCGGUAGGUAUAAGCAUGCAUCAAGCUUUUACGAUCGAGGUUUUUUUUUUUUUUUAACGGCCGUGGUAUAUACACGUACACACAAACACGGUAUUGAGCUUCCUUGGAAAAGGGCUUUUCAUCAUGAAUAUUAAAGGUACAAUUGAUAAAUAAAGAAAAGCGUUUUCACAAUAGGAUUUUUUACAAUAUCACGUCUGCCAACUUACUUUGGUUUACGCAUUUCUAAUUCAUGGUAUUUAAAAAACACCCCGCAAAAAAAGUUAAAUUAACUUAAAAGAGGGUUACAUUUCUUUUUAUUAAUAAACGUUUCAAAAUUUUGACUUGAUUAUUAAGAAAGAGCUGGUUUGCCGAUGCUAUGUCAGGACGGUCUAAAAAACGAAAAUGAUGAAGUCGCUAACCGAAGCAAAUAUUUUUGUAUGCGGACCCCCAUGGAAACACCAGACACUUGAAGUUAAACAGCAAGGCAGGCAAAACUGCUUGUUCGAGAGGAGAUUCAUUGAUUGGUUCACUAAAUGACUAUUUCAGAGAUCUUCUGUUAUUUUCUAAUAUGCUCUACGAAGAAACAUAUAUAUUUUUCGUAAGAACCAGACGGACAAAGCUCACUUUCGCCUUCGAAUGGCAAGUCACUACUUACGAUCAAACUAGAUCUUUGAACCUUCCUAUUUUUUAAACUACGCUGGUAUUACGACUAGUCAUGGGGAGACAGGCUUAAGAUGCAGAUGAAGAGCGAGGAAAUCGGGGAACGUUCUGAUCAAUAAAAAAUUACACAGUUUGUCCAGCUACAAAAUAAUUACUUAUCGAAAAUCGUUAUAGAAUCCCCUACCCGAAACACCCAUAUCGACAAUCGCUUUAUAAGCCGUGACUUAAACUGAAAAGAGGGGAAGCACGACAUAGGUAACUUGUGGUAGCUAAAAUAGGAGUCAUCUCAUUUAUAUUUCAUUUAUGGUAGUUAACUUUAGAUUAUAAAAUAACUUGAGCGAUCACCUUCAACAAUGACAACAAUAGCCACGUUCAACUUAUCUUGAGCGGUGUACAAUUUUUCUCUUGCGGCCUUUAUUAAACGUGCUUAAGAGAGUGCACAGAGGUUCCAUGAUUAUCCUCUCAUGACAUUGUCCGUUUUCUGAUUGUAACACACGUACCACUGUUUCGAAGCGUCUCCUGCCGUGUAUUAUUAAAAUUAUGUCAUUAUGCAAAGUGAUCAGACUGACUAGACAACUUGAUAACAUAAAUGCCGUUCCUUUCGCAUCAUCAAUGCCGGAAGCAGUGUCGAUCUCUAUUGCUCUAAAACUGCAUUUUUAAGUCAAAGCCAACCAGUCAAUUUGCAGACGAUUUUUCAUAUCUCAGUAGUUCGCAUUUGCAAAAUCCAGUCUUGAAUGUAUUCUUGUUGCCAAUCAGAAGGCCGUUUUUAUUGGCCUCAAGUAUGUAGAAUUUCAUUUGCGACCUGAUCGGUCCCGAAGUGAAAAUGGCGGUCCUGCGACUUACCUCGCAGCAAAAACCCAGCAAGAAGGUACGUCUAAGAGCAGGAAAACCUCAAAAGACUUUUAAAGAAAAACAUAUGAUUAUAUCAAAGCUUACUCUCCGGCGUAUGAUCUGAUUCGCGAACACAUGAUCAAUUUCCUCGCUUAUGACUGUGACGUCAAACAGACGCUCGAAGUCAAUCAAGAAACUGUUUUAUUAGAGCCGCCUCCUUGUUAGUGACAAGCCUUAAGACUUCCCUUGGAGAGGGGUAGUUUGCAAUGCAUCAUAAUAUGUUCCUAGAAAACUCUCAUGUUCUAUUUGGAUUAUUUGUUUCUAUUUAUUUAAGAGGAGUGCUUGUAAACUAGCUGUAAAGCUAAGUUCACUUCCACUAUAAACAAAGCUUUACCUUUCACCAGGAGACAAAAUUGAACCUGCCUCUCCCCUCCCUACAUUGUUAAUGCCACAGGAAGUAUAGAAAUUUAAAGGUCCAAUGAAUUCAGCCAAUCAGAAGAAAAACUAAUAACUGUUUAUAAUUACCUAUAGAAAACAGGGGUCGCAACAAAAUUUUUUUGUCGUGCGUUUACACGUACGGUACGACUGCUACGACAGAGCAGAGAGGUCAUUUUGAAACUGGUACGUACGAAAACAGAUAAUCGGACAAAAGACCUAAUUUUUAUCCGUUAUUUUCAUUUGUGCAUAAUUGGAAACAGAGUUUUUGCAAGUAUGACUUCCAAAAGCAGUCAUUAUCGGUAGGUCAGAAGGUGUUAAGGUUUAAUACACUAGCGAAGGCGUGAUACUCAAGCUGACGUCACCUCCUAUUGAUAUUAAUGUGCCGCGUUAAAAAUUUGAAUAACAAAACAAUGUUUGUAAACGGUGAUGUCUUAUAUACAGAACUACUCAACAGUGGAAAUACUCAAUACUGUUUUGCCUUUUUUUUUUUAAAUUGUGAUACCGUCCAAAACAAAUAACUUAAAAUGGCUUCUCGAUAAAAAUAUUUACGAUCGGAUCAGAUUUUAAGCACGACAUACAGAGCCUGAUCUAAUUAUAGUCCACCGUUUUAAACAUUUUGCCGGGACUAUUUUAGAGCAUAGGGUCCCCUAAAGCUUUUAAAAAGUGAAGAAGGUUACAUUUCGUAAGAGUUUUACGUGCCGUUGUCAGUAAUUAUAGGGAAUCCGGCGUAAAAGGAGUAAGUAGGUAAGUAACAACUUUAUUUAAUGAGGGUAGCACAUGACAGGAAAAACUGAUGAACUAGUGGCCCUCCAAAAAGAUAGAAAUGAAGAAGAACUGAAUUCUAUUUUUUAUUUUACCCCCCCACCCCCACCCUACCCCCACUCAACAAAAUGCUUUUUAGUAAACUGUGUGUUUAAAAAAUAAUACUCAAAAGUUCUAGAAAGCCCCCCUUUUUAUGGCCACAGGAAAAAGAGUACAGUAUCGUUAAACAAAUGCUUCCCCAAGUUUCUUCUUGGCUACUUCCUAAUGUGAUUGAAGAGUCCACAAACCAGAUCACUGUAAUGACUUCAUCAUUCGAUUCAACCUCCAAUAACGGCCACCUUUCCACAAUGGCCACCCGGCUCUACAACGGCCUCUUUAUUCUGUCCCGGCGGAGAGUCCAUACAUUGACUCUUGUUUAAACCUCUCUACAACGGCCUCCUCUCCACAUCGGCAACGGCCACUAAAACCUGUCCCCAACUGCCAAAAUAACCCUUCGACAAACGGCCAGUUUUUUCAGCGACUGACGAAAAAGUCAAGAAUGGUCUGUGAUACUUGAUCCGUAAGGCGCGUUGAUGAUUUAAUCGCUACAAUCGUAUUUGUUUCAUUUAUAUUCUUUUCUUUACUGCAGCAGCAAGCAUAAAUUGUCUACGAUACUUAUAGCGAAUGUUGCGAACCUCUCUCGUUUUGUCACGUUAACAAUUUGAUUCAAAACAUAAUUCAAGCUUUUUGUUUAUUUUCUCUCUAUUAUUUAUGAUGGCAUUUUCACCGUUAUGGGAGACAGUGAGCAUGAACCGCAGUAACUACGUAAUUUGCAUUAAUAUCUUGAGGGCAGUGAAUAUUAUCAUAGUGCACCAACUAUUAUUUAAAAGUCAAUGCUCAUUUGCUUUGUUUUGAUUUCUCAGGGGAUUCCUGGAAAGCAAUGGAGCUCAGCAACACCCAGAGGAAAGGCUACAGCCAACAGAACAAGAGGUACGUAGAUAAGUUUGCCAGAGGUAGUUGAGGAUAUUUACUUCUCUAAAGUAGAUUAAUGUGCAAUUAUUAUCACACACAUAAUGGUUCAUUAUCCUUAAAAAAAUUUUAUAAUAAUAAUUAUUUUAGACAGCUUAUAACCAUUGGUAACCAAUGUGAAAUAUUUACGUAAUGUUAAACUUGUAGGAAGUCAUGGUUCAAGAAAGUAGAGAAAUUGACCUGAGAGAGCGGAUGGAAGGGCAGGCUAAUGGAGGUGAAGACAAUUUAGAUCCUGUCUUUUACGUACCAGCAUAUACGCCUAAUCAGCUAAUGGAGUUGGAGGUUCCCUUGCAACCCCUGCUGCAGUCAGUGCCUUUUAGCCCUGUACGUGAGCAAGCCAAUGAAGGAUACCUUCCAGUGACUGUACCCUCAGCAAAUCAACUGAGUUAUAGACAAGAACAGACAGGAGCAUCUGUGUUGGCUAAUCGAGCUGGGUACCCUCCUGAGGCAGCAAAUAACGUUGGAAGACUUCCAGUUGAGCAUCCCGACAUGCCUGAAUUUCCGCUACAUCAGCAUCAGAUUUUAAACAGGCAAGUGUCAUAAUCUGUCGUGCUUUCGUUAUAACAUUUUAUGCUACUAUACUUAGUAGUAGUCGGGGAAUCGAACAGGUAGGAGCUUCUCUCUGAUCCGGUUUCUGCUGCACCCAUUAACAGUCCCGCGAUGUCUUCCUUUCUUUUUCGUUUCCUAUUUUUUAAUGUUUUUGAAAUUAAUUUUGGACAAACUUGAAGUCUCAGAAAUACUUUCUACUGCAAUAGACUGCAGCGAGAACGUUAGGAAUUGAUGGUGGUACUCUUAUUCUACCAUUACGACUACAAGUCAGCAACUUUGUUCAAAGUGUAUAAGAUAACGAACAGGGCACCUCGGUAUAGACGUUUCAAUUGUAAAAAAGUUGAUUGCCUCAUUGUUUGAAUGAAUGGAUGAUAUUAAAUUAAAUUUUCUUGUAUGCAAACUGCAAUGCGUUAUAUAAAUCGACUUUCAAUCAGUGAGUAUUUUGGUCAUCCCAGACUCACGGAGACCACUGGCAUUAAAGUUUUUAUUGUCACGAGGCGUGGCCAUAGGUCUCGAUUCUUGGUACAACCGUAUAAGUGUUUUAGGUAAAAAGUGUCAAAUAACCGAUUAGCUGAAGUGCAUUCCACAUUAAGGUGACUCGACCUAUUAUUGUGUGAGGGUACCAUCCUACUUUGAAGCUCUCUGGUAUCCCCACCUUUACAUUGAUCGUAAGUCUAACAUAUACCAUGGAUAACUACAUAUAGAUCAAUCCAAUUUUUGUUGAUCGGAGUAAAUGUCACGUGGUUAUAUUGCCACGCCUCUCUGGGGUCUGAGUCGAAAUUCUGCUGUUGCCGACAUUUUUUCGUGAACAUCUCUUGGCUACAUAUAGUUCGCAUUACUGCCUUUCGUUGAACAGAGUUUCACCAAAAUCGCUAAGACCCAAUGAGAGAAAUCAGCGGUUUCCAAAUUUAGGUCAUAAUUUAUGUGAAAAUGAUUAGCGAACUUUACACGUUUAUAUCUAAUAAACUAUGAGGUUUAUCCCUUUAUUUUGGGGAUCUUUAUAACAGAUGGGUCCUUGUAAGUCAGCAAAAAGCUUUAGGGCCUUGUAAAUGCGCGCGAUUUCGAGCAAUGCAAACAUAUAGAAAUUAUAGUUUUAACUAUUUGUUGACGUUUGUCAGCGUUUAAGAGUCCUUCUCACGAAAAAAGCAUUUUCUUAAAAAAUCGUAGUUUUUUUCCUUCAGAUUUUUUCAUGGCCACAAUUGGUUAACUAACUACCCGGAUUCUGAAUUUCAAUCUGUAGCCGGGGCGGAGGUGAGUCGAUCGGUAAAGAAACACAAAUUCACUCUCUGACCAUGCGAGGAUGAGGGCCUUUACAACGAUUUCAACCAAAAGCCAGUCUACUCUCUUACAAUUCUUUAAUAAUGUGGCUUGGAAUCACGUAAAAACUGAAAUAACAAUACAGCGAAACAUCCAUAACUAACAAAAAUAUGUCUGGACGCGAAAUUAUAUAUGGGGGCGUAACCAAAAAUAAAAUGUACAAUUAGCGACUCAAAAGGUUUAAGGAUAAUAAGCAGCAUAAUUCGGAAUACAAUAAAACUACAUGACGUCUGUAAAUAAAGGAUAGUGAAAACAUACCUCUUUUCCCUAUCUGAACUCUUUUAAAAACUCUAAAAUAAACGUAGACUACGAGCAGUCUCUCUUUUUUCUGUAGUCUGUCGAGCAAAACGCUAGACACGCAAAUGGCCACGCGCGUGACUGAUGGCGCGAGACGGGAGAGGCACGAAAAUAAACUCGUCUUUCUUUCUUCCAAACAACUUGUCUCCCCGAGUAUACGAUUGUGUAAGAUAAUAUCUGCGUUAAUAACUGUGUUACAUAACUACGACGUAGAUGUUACGCAACGAAAAGUAACGUGAUUACACAAUCUGAUUCUGUUACUCCAAAGAAGCAGUGGUAUAUGGCAAGGAGCACUCCUACAAACUAUGUACCAUGUAAUCUAAUAAACUGAACUACAGAGAGGGGAGAGUCGGUCCGUUUAUCGACAGUCACGUCAUGAUUAACGGGCCCGGAAAGUUGUUGUUGUUUACAUUUAAGAGUGAGACUGGUUUCCUUUGUUAGCCAGGAAGCCACGCUCUUGUUCUUUAGAUUUUCAUUUAACCUCAUCCCAGAGCUUUCACCCCCUCAAAGGGAAAAGCCUUGGGACGAUUGGGGAUGAGGUUGUUUGAAUUCGGGGCCCCAGGCCGCUCGAGGCUACUAAGCCACACUAACACGACUAAAAAGAAGGCUAUACGUUGUUCAGUGAAGGCAACUGGUGGAGUUGUUUUACUGACUUAUCGUUCACCAAAAGGGAAAUGGUCGGAUUAUGUUCAGACUGCUGGAAACAUUUUGCUCUUCUCAAACUGAGUUGCUUCUAUAACUUCGAUGAUCCACUCAAUUACCUCUAGUUAUCCUUCGAGUUGUAUUAUAGAUGUUUUUUAUAUAUUCAUUAUUUUAUCUUCAUCUUCCAUGGAUUUACAACAAACCACUGAACCAAAUCAGACCAGCCCCCUUGGUUAAUUUGUAAGCUCAAUUCUGGGUUAGAUUUCGCGCGCUGCACCGGUCAUGGUAUUGCAGAGGUCCAAGGUUUCGAGGUCGUACUAGCCUGAAUUUUACGACUGCGUUGUAAAGGUUCCUUCUUACUGCUGUGAUGUUCUGCAUUUAAUUUUUUAUUGACUUUAUCCUGCAGUUCUAUAUGUUCACAUAUACAUUGUUUGUUAAUCACCGUUUCAAAUCCUUUUUGACAGAUUAAAAAGACGUUCAGUCUAACCAAUUUCAACAGUUUUCAAAAAAUAACUGAUAUAAUGAUAAGGUGAUUAUUAUUUCCAUAGGUUAUAUCCCCAAGAGCCAGUGCCAUCCAUUGGUCAGAACUGUGGUGGAAAAUAUACUUGGAAGAUAAAGCAUUUCUCUCAGCACAUCCAGGAUGCUUUCAAUGGAAUAAUAACAUCACACGGGAGUCCUCCAAUUUACACAGGCCUACAAGAAUACAAGUUCUUUAUGCGUAUCUUCCCAAACGGCGUUAAUGGUGGGGAUGAACGGCACAUUGGCCUUUUUGUCGGCAUGAUGCAGGGAGAAUACGAUACUAUUCUGGAGUGGCCCUUCUGUGGACGAAUCGUUCUCACCAUCAAGGAUCAAACUGGUGAUGUUAAUGGCUUACGCAACGAUAUCAGUGGCACUUUCAUGGCGAAAAAAAAUGUGGGAGCUUUUCAGAAACCCACUGCCGCCGGGCCAUACAGCACCCUGUAUGGCUACGCAGAGUUUGCACCCAUAGCCCUGGUUUGCUCCCCACAGUACUUAAAAGAUGAUACUGUGAUGAUUCAGAUCGAGAUUCAUAAAAACAUCUAAACAUUUUCCUUUGUA